UUGCGGUUUCUGUCAUGGGGUGGCUGGCGACCACUCAGUCGCAUGUCGUUACCCAUUCUGCUCGUGCAUUGGAGCUAUAAUCUUACACAAAUUGCUGUGAAGACGAAUCUUACACGAAGCUCUAUAUUCGAAAUCGGUGGACAUUGCUUCGUGACUAUAUUCAUGACUUAUGUAACAUCCCUGCCGCUGCAUCUUCUCAUCGAGUUGCCCAUGAUGCGGUUCUUCAAGGCGCUGUUUUCUUCCGCUUAA
Parnassius mnemosyne (clouded apollo) is the source of this 249-nucleotide messenger RNA. NCBI's taxonomy places the organism in Eukaryota, Metazoa, Arthropoda, Insecta, Lepidoptera, Papilionidae. The record is from the annotation of a GenBank genome assembly.